UGCUGCUGACUGCAGUAUUCAAUGCUACCAAUUCAAAAUAAAAAAUCGAGUUAUUACAACAGUAACUUCACAAUACCAUUGAGAGAUAUUCAAUUUUUUUCCUGAAUGGUUCAAAAAUAAUGAGUGUUGAGUGCUAUCAACAAUAAACCUACUUAGAGCUUCUGAAGAUAAUUCAGUAGUAAUUGCAUUACUCCAUCUUGAAAUAUGUUGGCAACAUGGCGACGCCAAACAGAGGAGGAUAAUUAUGUACUUGUAUGACAAGUAAAAUUCCCGAUAAUUUCAAAGGCAACAAACAGGAUUAAUAGUGAGAAGUUAUUCACUGCUUAUAGUUAUUCAACAUGAGUGAGGAGUUUGUGACAGACUACAAAGAUGGGGACAUUGUGUGGGUCAAAUUGGGGCCCAGUUGGUGGCCAGGAGAAGUGAAAGAUCCUGAAAAAUUACCGCCCGAUAUUGACGAUUUCAAGAAACCACCACUUGUCAUAGUGAAAUUUUUUGACGAAGACACCUAUGAAUUUGUCAAGAGUUGGGCAAACGUACAUCCAUACAACUGUGAAAAGAAAAACGAUUUCAUAAAAAAAGGCAUGACUGCUUUCCGCGCCAAAACUCCCCACAUGGAAAAGUUUCCGAAGGAUGUUACAAAUGCAGAAGUUAAAGUUGGGGGAAACCCAAAUAUUCUCAGCGAGUCAAUUUUCUUACCCGAGAAGAAGAGAAAUUAUGUCGCAGACAUUUUUGGAACGCCAAGUCCGAAACCAAAGAGUCUCAAAGACAAAAAAAGGAACAGCAAAAGCAAAAAAGAUACAACGCACAUAACCCACAGGAGGUUCAUCGGCUUGGACGAUUACAAAGCGUACAUCUGUAUACAGUAUCCCGGCAAAGACCGAAUUCCUGGAGAUCGCGAUGACGACGAGGUCAUCCGAAUCAAUAAGGAACCAGAGGAAGAGUAUAACUGCUACUCGUGUGGCUUUGCAACGAAACGUCUAGAAGUGAUGGUACUCCACACGAAAUCUCACAUAUACGGCACAUACAGCCCCAGAAAAUAUAAAAAGGCAACUGUCAGUAGACCGAAGAAGAAGGAAAAGGUUAAGAAACCAAAAAGAUCGAUGGAUUCGACGGACUCCAGCUCGAGCGACACCGAAGCGCCAAAAGUGAAGAAGAGGAAGACGAAAUCGUCCCCCGCGAAGAAAAAGGAAGAAGAAUGCAAGGCUGAAGAGGAAGAACCGAAACGUCCCGCCGAUUUCCGUAGCGACUUGCUAGCCGAGUGGGAGGUCAGCGAGGACGAAACUAUGAGCGAGAGCUUGCAGGAUCGCAGCUCGCAAAACGAGAGCUUGCAGAACGAGAGCUUGCAGGACGAGAGCUUGCAGGAUCACAGCUCGCAAAACGAGAGCUUGAUAUUGAACAGGACUAUAGAGACUGAAAGUUCGCUUAUGGAGGAAACGGCGGACAGCGAGGAUAAAUCUGCAGACAACUCCGUCGUUAAGGAAACCGUUGUUGUGGACGAUUCCAUCCAGGAAAGCGACGAAGUUAUAGAGAUAAUAGAAGAUGAAGAGACUCCGCUGACGAAGCGGAGAGCAUCCCCCAAGCCGAAAAUGGACAAGGAGACCCAAGAGGCCAUCAAGUCUUGCUUCGACUUUGAUGAGGAUGAGGAGGAUGAGCAUGCUAUCAUCAAUACCACCGCUAUCGUUGGCAGGAAGAUACCCAGAGUGAUUCCACCUACGGAGAAGAGGAAGUCCGAGAUGCUGGAUGAGGUCAUCGUCGUUCAGGACAAGGAAGACACAUCGAAGAGCAGCGAAAAGAAGGGAGAAGAACAGCUGUCCAGCGAAGAUAUCGACAACGCAUUCAAGGAGCUAAUGCAUGCGACUGAAGUUCCGGAGCUACCCCAGGUGCACAACACGCUCAAGUGUGAGCAAAAUUUUCACAGUGUCAAGACUAUAAAGUUUCCGGAUAAGUCUCCACCAACAGAAAUGCACAAAGACGAUUCGGGCGAGCAGUCUUGCAAAUCCGAACUGUCCCCCAAAACGGCCGAAAAACCCGAUCAGGAGGUGGCGACGAAGCUGACGAAUCCGAAGAAACGCUUCGUCAAGUGCUUUGAGGACUUUGAGCUCAUGCAAAACGAGCUCAGGCGCAAGGAGGAACAAGAGCAAGAAGCUAGACGUAAGGAAGCUGCGAAAAAGCGGGAAAGCCAGACGGCCAAUUCUGAUCAGGUUGUCGUCACCAAACCGGACCAGAACAUAGAAAAGCAGCUGGAAACUAUUUUUGGUCCUUUGAGCAAGUCUCCCGAGAUCGAAGAAGACGACGACAGCCUCCUGGACUACGGCUCGUUGAAGACGAAAAUAAUGUCCAGUAUAAUGGAAGAGGCCAACAUUAACGAAGAGUCUCGAUCUAAAAUCAUAUCAAACAUGCAAAAAAAGCACCAAUCGCCGAGAAGCAAAAUGUUGGAGUCUUACUUGCACGACAAAAGCAGGGACGAAGAUUCUUCUUCCAUAGAUACAGAUUCGCGACUCAGCGAUGAUGCCAAAAAGAGACUGAUGCCAGAGGAGGCCAGAGAAGAUACAAGAUCGGCCGUCCCUCCAAAGAAAGAAAAAUGGACCAGGAGAAGGAGUCACCCUAAAAAAGAAAGGCAGUUCUUCCAGCUGGACGAUGGGACUACAAGAAACGAGAGCGUCACCUCCGAUAUUCACCAAAGAUCGCUCGAAGCGGACAAAGAUACUUUGCAAGCAACGGGGCAGACUGGCCAUUCUCGAACAACUUCAGAUGAUAGUCCAGCUGCCAGCAAAGCUUCUAGAUUAGAAGAGCUACUGGAGACUCUGGAGUCCAGCAACGAGGAAGAUUCGAAUAUUAACGAAAACUUUCCUGCUGUUGGUAAUAAAAUGGAGACCGUUACGGUACAACAAUCACCUAAACCAUUUGAGGGCCCUUCCGCGGAAACCGCUACUUCAUGUGAAUCUCCUAAACACGCAGAUGAAGAUCAAAAUAAAGAAAUCGUCGAAAUUUGCGAAAACAUUCGCAACUCACGAAAAGAGUGUGCCUCGGAAGAGGAGCAUUUCCCGUUUGGUUUAUCAACGUCCGAAAGAGACGACUUUUCUCCGAUCGGAAACGCCAGCAGAAUUCUACCUGAUGACGCAAUUUGCUCGCCCCCGAAAAAGUCCAAUAAAAGGAAAAAAUCGAGACAUAAAUCCUCCAAAUCCAAGCGGAGGAGAAAACAUUCUUGGGAGUUCGAGACAGAUGAAUCUGUUGCUGAGAAACCCGUUGAUUCAUCUGCUACCGAAUUUUCAACAGCAAUAGGACAAUCCUGUGGUAGUAUAACUGACACAAAAAAACAAACUGCCGAACCAGUAGCAGUUGAGCUCCCUGUUGACAGUUCUGAGAAUCUCGAAGACCAAACAGUCAUACAAGACAGCUCGGUUGCUACUGUGACUGUAGAUGAAAGCCUAGUUACCAGUCCAUUCGUGGAUGAAAGAUCUGUCGUGGAUGAAACUUCUGCCCUGAACGAUAGUUCUAUUGUUGAUGAAAGUCUUGUGGUGAACAAAAGCCCUAAAACAGUUGAAAGUCAUUCGGUAGAUGAAAGUUGUGCGGUAGAUGAAAGUACUGUUGCGGAUCAAAGUGCCAAUGACAAUGCAGCUACAACUCAAAUUCUGGAUGAUAAUUUUGUUCCGCAUGAUAGUCAACUUGACAAUUUAGCUUUAACUGAAGCUUCGGUUGAGAAUCCCAUUGAGGAAAAGGGCCCUGUUUCAGCUACAACUGAUGUUGUGUUAGACACUUCUGCGGCUGAGAGUCAUGUUGACAAUUUAUCUCUUAAUGAAGCUUCAAUUGAGAGUCCCAUCGUAGAAGACGAUGCGACGGAAACUGCGACUGAAACUCCGAUUGACAAUCCCACUCCAGGUGAUGGUCACGUUGACAAUUCAGCUGUAGCUAAAGAAAUUGUUGGGAGUCUUGCAGCUACAGUGGAGACUUUAGUCGACAGUACUGUCCCAGAGGACAGUCGUGUUGACAAUUCUGCUGCAACUGAAACUUCAGUUAAUACUUUUACCAGAUAUGGUAGCCCCGUUGAUGAUUCAGCAGUGACUGACACUACUUCCGACAAACUCGAAGACGACAAACCCAUCGACAGUUCAGCUGGGACUGAAACUGUGAUCGAUGAUUCAGCUGUGACUGAAGCCUUUGUUGAAAGUCCUGCCGGACAUCAAAGUCCCGUAGACAAUUCAGUGGCUGUUGACAGUGUAGUGGACACUACACCUGUGACUGAGAUUUCUGAUUCAACAGCAGAGAAGACCUCUAUCGACAACUCGAUGUUUCCUUACAGUCCCAUUGAUAGUCCAGCUGUAGUAGAAAGUCCUUUAGAAGGUUCUGCCGUUGCUGAUGAUGCUACAGAUGAUGAAUCCGCCAAGUCAAAAUUUUCUCUGAACAGUCCAGCUGAAAGACAACGGUCAAUCGGUCCAGUUGCAACUGAUAGUCCAGUUGAUCAUUCAACUGUUACUGAAGCUUCUACAGAUUACGCGUCUUUGGCAGAAAAAAUCUCUGCUGUAGACAGAGGUUCGACUAGUGUAAAAUGUUCAAUCGAUCUUUCUGUUGUUGCUCUUCCAGAACGAUUUUUAGUAGCUGUUGAUAAACGGGGUGUUUCUGAGAGUUCUGUUGAACAAUCAGCUGUUGCCGAGAUUUCUGUUGGGUCUUCGACUGGAUUGGAACAGUUCAACGAGGGUUCUGCUGAGGGUUGUGUUGAUAUGUCAGUUGAGAAUAACGAGUCACCAGCUUCACAGGGGACUUUCACUGAAGUUUCAUCUGCUAAUGAUGUUGCUUUAAUUGAUGAAGAAAAUUCUACAAAAUCACCUGAUGUAGUUUCCACAAACUCGUCUGAAGUUGACGGGCAAAGACCAGAGGAAAUGUCAAACCAAAUCCAGUAUGGCGAUUUAGUAAAAUCUUCCGAUGAUGUUGGAAAUCAUAUUGUCGAGCACGUGACUGAAAAAGUGGUUUCUGGUGAGAAUUCUACUUGCGACGGUGCUUACGAUACUGAAAAUGUGGUCAUGAAAGACUGUUUUAGCCAGGAUCCUACUUCACAGGAAUUUUCAUUAGAUGAUGCUCCUGUUACCAUUGAAGAAGUGUCAAAUGAUAUACAUGAAGACAACAAAAGUGAUGCUCACCCAAAAACAACAGUUUUAGGAAAAUCUUGCGAAGAGUUACUUACUGAGGAAAUAGUUGAAACAGUUGCAGGUGGUAGUUUCGAUGGUACUUUGGCUGAAUGUAAAGAGAAUUCCACGGAUGAUGCACAAAAAUUACUGCAGGAACACCAUGAGCCCUUUGCAAAUGAAGCAUUUGAAACUUCACAUCAAGAAGUACUUCAGGAGAAACACAUAGUGGAGCAAAUGUUCAAUGAAGAAGAGACAAUCGAAGAAGGAGUAGUAAUUGAUGAUCUAAUUGAAGGAUUGUUUGAAAAGCGAGAUGAGUUGAUACCCUCUGAGGAAAAAUCUUCAUUGAUUGAGAUUGAAAGUUUAAGGAAACAAGAGUUUGACACUAGCACUGGACCAUCAAAAAUCAAUUAUGAUCAAAUUAAUGAAGGAAUUGACGAUACAGUCGUCAAAGAAAUUGACAAAAGAACCGAAGUUGAUCAAAAUGCAGAUGGUAGUGUCCAUAACAUUACAGAACAAGUGAAGGACACUGAAAACUUCGAUUUUGCAGAAACAAAAUUGCAAUCUGAAGUUCCAGACCAAGUUGAAACUUUCCGUCAGGAUUCAGGCGAAGUUAUCUUCCACCAAGAUUGCUCUGAAGUCAUUGAAGAGGUUGAAGUUGGUAGUUCUGAAAGAGGGAACGAAAGUUUUGAGUCCGUACAGAGUAAGACUGACAGCGAGAUUAACUUGUUGGAACAAGAAGUAGUUCAAGAAGUUAACAUCGAAACAGAAGAGAUAACAGAAAUCGAUCAUAUCAGUAAUGCCGAAGAAAUUAUCAGAAAUGAAACUUUUGAAAUUGAAAAGAGUGAUGACAGAGACGAGGAUCGAAUAUUUCCGGUCAUUGCUGAUUCGGGGCCGGAGAAAAUGGACGAAGUAGAAUCAACUGAAAAUGAUAGUGAAGUACCGAUUCUUGAUAAGUUGCAGGAUGAUAUUGUAGCAGAAGAAACUGUGACGGAAGAAAUUCAUCCAGAAGUGGAUGCCAUGCCAACCAAUCUCCAAGGCGUGGUUGUUGAUAGGUUGAUAAAUGAUGGAAACGUCAUUGAACAAGGAGUUGCUUUGGAAGCAAAUAAAACUCCGGAGGUCAUCGCGGAAACGGAUCAGCCGGAAAAGACUGAUUAUUCCAAGGUAGACACAGAAGUAAGAGAUGAUUUCGAAACGAUUGUUAGUGCUGCAGAAGAGCAAAUCAACCAAGUUCUACCGCAGCUUAAGCCAGAAAAACCAGCGGAAGAAGCGAGUAAACUUCCCGAAAAGUUGACAGAUGAACCCAUGGCCGAGAUUUUGGAAAGUAACAAGCUAGAAGUAAAAUGCGUGAGCGAUACUGAAGACGAGUUCAAAUUCUCGAUCCAAACAAAUUUGUCCAACCUCUCUAGUCGAGAAGAAAUAUCGGCUAUAGCUUUGGCCACAUUGGCGGAAAUAAAGACUGACUUUGAAAACAGUGACAGUAAUACUUCCGAGGAAGUGCUUCCGAAACAAAUUUUACCCUACCCCGAAAAACUUUCGGAGCCAGAACUGGUAGCUAUCGAAGGAAACUUGACCGUUGUGUCCGAGAAGGAUUUGGCCGACGGGCAAGUGGAAAUAACAUCGGAAAAGGUUAUCAGUUCCAAGAAACCCACGACUUUAUCGACCUUUUCUAUGGACUUUUCCGACUCGACCAACGACAGCACAAGCACUAACAGCGACAUCAUUCCCAAGUUUCCCGAAUUCGAAUCCAAAGGCACGGAGUUCAACGCAAGAGCCAUUACAAAGGAACUGAAACCCAAGAGCGACAUAAAAAAGCCAAAUACUUACGAGAGGUACGAGCUGCUGGACAUCCUGGAGGGAAAUUCGGAUAUGGAGAGGAAGUCGGAGUAUCACGCCCCGCAGAAGCCGUUUGAUGCCGACAUGUGCGACUUUGAGGAGCACAUUCCGUCGCAAAUUGUCUGCUCCAGCAAGUUCCGACAGGACAUGGACGAGCUCCAGGACGAAAUCAAGAAAAAAGAAAGGCCCCAUAACAGCUCCAUCAUAUCCACCACUUCCAAGUUGUUGGAGAGGCUGUCUGAAAGCAAAUCCGGAGACCUAUUCAAAACUGAAGCCAAAACAACCAUGGAGAGCGCUGCCAAGGACAUUGCUGGCAAGUCGCUGAUACCAAAGACGUUCAAACCAAUCACUUUGAGGACUAAGCCGAUAAUCAUAUCCGAGCAGAUAAUCAAACCGGCUGCUGAAGUCGUCAAGCCAGAGGAGAAACCCAACAUGUUGAACGAUAUCGAAGGCGUCGAAGCGUUCGUCAUACCCAAAGACAUGAAAAAGCACAUUGUGGAAGAGGAAGCGGAGCCCGAUUUGAGUUUGAGGUCCAGUAGAGCUUCCAGGAAGAAGGCCGGCAAAGCCAACAUCCUCCAACAGACUAUAAUAACGCCCGAGGGAGAGAUAAUCAGCAGUGCAAAAAAACGCGGCGCGAAACAAACACCCGUCAAGUCAAUAACAGUGAAGGCAAGCGCAAUGAGUCCUUUGGCGAGUAGGAUCGCCCCUGCUCCCGCCAGCAGCGUUUCUUCCACGAUUCCGCUGUCCUUGAAGCCGCAGCCACCCACUCUCUUGGUGAAACCGUCGACUUUGAAGCCGAUGGCUUCUCCAAAGCCCACGGUUACGCAAGACGACAACAUUUUCGACAUCAACUCCAUGCCGAUAGUUCUCUCGGACCAGAUAUUGACUCCAGAGAGCAUUGAAAACAUGCCAAUUGUGAUUGAUAAUGAUGCUUCCUCGAGCAAGAGGAGCCAACAGGAGAAAGAUACUCCUGCGAAGCAGUCUAUGGUGAUGAAAUCUGUAGUUACGGCCACGCCCACUCUCUUGACAACCAGAGCGCCCAACACAGCUUCCAAGAUAUCCAGG
Molecule: messenger RNA, 8021 nt
Organism: Leptinotarsa decemlineata (Colorado potato beetle)
Lineage: Eukaryota; Metazoa; Arthropoda; Insecta; Coleoptera; Chrysomelidae
Source: RefSeq, a predicted model, not a curated record